Misgurnus anguillicaudatus (oriental weatherfish) is the source of this 558-nucleotide messenger RNA. The record is from RefSeq and is a predicted model, not a curated record. Lineage: Eukaryota; Metazoa; Chordata; Actinopteri; Cypriniformes; Cobitidae.
ACUAUCUACUGACUGCCAGUGACAACAUGGCGACUGCAGAGAGCGUGUCAGCAAAUAUAACCACCAUCAGGAACUGCACGAUACAGAUUACCAACAUGAGCAACGUCUACAACCUCAUCAACCCACAGGUCUAUACGUUCAGUGGGUACUGCUGUGAUCCUCCUCAGCCCACAAUCAGAUCCAACAAGACAGGAGUCUGUGCAUUCACUAAAACUCAGUACAGUGCCCGUGGGGCCGUAGGGGUCUUGACCUAUGACCUCUAUCACACGGAGAACGAGGCGUGCUCUGAACGCAUAGCUCUUCUGUUCUCCGUUCCAUUCGACUACAUCCUCUACUAUAACAUGUUCGCUGUCGGGGUGUUGGAGAUAUCCCGUGAGUGCGAUAAAGCCCUCUACCACUGCAUGUAUGAAGGGAAACAAACAGGUUUUAUCCGUGAGAAUGCAAUGGUGUCUGGAAUCACCUACAAGGGAGAGACGGUUGAAUUAAAAGCAACUAUGUCAAAUUUGGCCAAAGCUAUUAUUAACCUGGAGAUCCGUGACAAUAAAAAAUAAAGAGUUG